AUGCCCCUUCCCCCUACAUUCGUUCUUAUUGCUGCGAAACAUAGUAUCGGAGCGCCCAUCCCGUUCAACAACACCGAUUUUAUCAACGCAUUCGCUCAGUCGUUCACAUCGUUUGCGAUCUCCCUUGAUCCCAAUGUUAAAGUCGAUCCAUCCAAUAUCACACCUCGGUGGAAUCUGUACAACAUUCAUAAUACCGAGAUGGUGUUCAAUAAGACAGACGAGGAUUUGCCUGAGGUCCAUCCUAUCGAAAGUAACGAAGCAUUGCUGAAGAGAUGCAGGUUCUGGAAGUCUGUUGGUGCUCUUACUGGACAAUGA
This is a messenger RNA of Marasmius oreades (fairy-ring Marasmius), 315 nucleotides long. RefSeq lists its product as uncharacterized. Lineage: Eukaryota; Fungi; Basidiomycota; Agaricomycetes; Agaricales; Marasmiaceae. The transcript is spliced from 2 exons. Bases 1 to 315 code for a protein of 104 amino acids. The record is from RefSeq and is a predicted model, not a curated record.